Molecule: messenger RNA, 1143 nt
Organism: Argentina anserina (silverweed cinquefoil)
Lineage: Eukaryota; Viridiplantae; Streptophyta; Magnoliopsida; Rosales; Rosaceae
Exons: 1
Coding region: 1-1143 (380 amino acids)
Source: RefSeq, a predicted model, not a curated record
AUGGCCUCAAGCAAGCCCCUCGUGCGUGGUUUCAUCAAAUGUCUUGCUUCUUAUUGGCUGCUGGUUUUGUUCAGAGUGUGUAUGAUUCUUCUCUGUUCAUUUAUCGCCUUGGUCACCAUACUAUUUUUUUUCCUACUAUAUGUUGAUGACAUUGUGGUUACCGGCAGUGAUGAUGGCCUCUUACAGAGUUUUAUUGAUGCCUUGGGUCGUGGUUUUGACAUCAAAGACCUUGGGUCUCUUCAUUACUUCCUUGGUUUACAAGUCACACCGCAGGAUAAAGGCAUUCAUAUUAGUCAACUGAAGUAUACAUAUGAUCUCCUUGUGAAGCACGACAUGCUACUUAGUAAGCCAGUUAGCACCCCCAUGUCAUCCAAAGCAGUUCUCACUGCCACAGAAGGGGACUUCCUCUCCAAUCCCUCCACCUUUCGGGAAAUUGUUGGUUCAUUGCAGUACUUGACCAUUACACGUCCUGACAUUGCAUUUGCAGUCAACUCAAUUUCUCAGUUCAUGAGUCAGCCCCGCACUCCUCAUUUGAUUGCUGCAAAACGUAUACUACGCUAUAUCAAAGCCACACUUGAUCAUGUCUUGUUCUUUGGUCCUCAACAUCAACCCACUUUUCUUGCUGCCUAUGCUGAUGCGGAUUGGGCUGGCUGUCCAGAUUCUCACCGGUCCACAUCCGGAUAUCUAGUCUACCUUGGCACCAACUUGGUCUCUUGGUGCUCUAAGAAGCAGCCUACCAUUGCUCGAUCCAGUGCCGAGUCGGUGUAUCGCUCAUUGUCUCAUGCUAGUGCUGAGUCGACUUGGUUAGCAUUCUUACUCUAUGAACUCGGCGCUAACAUUCAGUAUCCUAUUCACUUGUAUUGUGAUAAUCUCAGUGCUACAUAUGUGGCCUCUAAUCCAGUGUUUCAUGCUCGCACUAAACACAUUGAACUUGAUUAUCACUUUGUUCGUGAGAAGGUCGCCCUUGGUAGUCAUCGAGUCUGUUUCGUUCCCUCUGUUGACCAACCAGCAGAUCUUCUGACCAAGCCUCUUCAUAAGCAUCGUCAUGUCUUGCUUACUUGCAGACUUGUCCGUCAAGGACCGCCAAGUUUGAGGGAGGGUGUUAGAGAGAUUCCCUCUCCACAAUCAAAACUGAUUGAGUGA